Cyprinodon variegatus (sheepshead minnow) is the source of this 3519-nucleotide messenger RNA. RefSeq names its product beta-carotene oxygenase 2 (gene bco2). Lineage: Eukaryota; Metazoa; Chordata; Actinopteri; Cyprinodontiformes; Cyprinodontidae. The transcript has 12 exons. The record is from RefSeq and is a predicted model, not a curated record. Gene Ontology annotation, cellular component: mitochondrion. Gene Ontology annotation, molecular function: carotenoid dioxygenase activity; beta-carotene 15,15'-dioxygenase activity. Gene Ontology annotation, biological process: retinal metabolic process; carotene catabolic process. The coding region runs from base 139 to 1794 and encodes 551 amino acids.
CGCAUAGAGCAGAGCUGACAUCAGGGGGAGGAGGAGGAGCGACUGCACAGCAUUAAAAACCUUCCCACACAGCUAUAAAGCUUUUAUAAUCAACCAGGUUGCAGAUAUAGAGGAGAUAAUCUGAAUCAAUCUAUCCUGAUGGCUCCAGUUAAGGAGGGGAAUCCAGAUGAGGCCAAGUGUUCAGACAAUACCAAGACCAAAGUAAUAACAGGACUGGAGUGUAUCGCUCCACUUAUCAAGACAGCGGAGGAAACCCCUGAACCAAUCACCACCACGGUCCAAGGCACUAUCCCAUCCUGGAUCAGUGGUAACUUCCUUCGCAAUGGACCGGGGAAGUUCGAAUUUGGAAACACACACUACAACCAUUGGUUUGAUGGGAUGGCCAUGCUCCACCAGUUUAAGAUCCAGAAGGGCCAGGUGACGUACAUGAGCCGCUUCCUGCAGAGCGACGCCUACAAGAAGAACAGUGAGAGGGAUCGCAUCAUGAUGUCAGAGUUCGGUACUCUGGCGAUGCCUGAUCCCUGUAAAAACUUCUUCCAGAGAUUCCUCUCUCGCUUUGAGAUGAUGGAACCCACAGACAAUGCCAGCGUGAGCUUUGUAAAAUACAAGGGUGACUACUAUGUCAGCACAGAGACCAAUUUCAUGCACAGAGUGAACCCUGAAACCCUGGAAAUGGUGGAAAAGGUUGACUGGAGCAAGUUUAUUGCAGUGAAUGGAGCCACUGCUCAUCCCCAUUACGACCCAGAUGGCACAGCCUACAAUAUGGGAAACUCCUAUGGAAGCAAAGGAGCUCUGUACAACAUCAUCAAAGUGCCCCCUAAGAAAACAGAAAGCAAUGAAACCCUGCAAGGAGCCAAAGUGCUCUGUUCAAUUGUUCCAGAAAACAAGUCCCAUCCCUCCUACUACCACAGCUUCGCCAUGUCUGAGAACUACGUCGUUUUCAUCGAGCAGCCAAUUAAGAUGGACCUCCUGAAGAUAGUCACAUGCAAGAUAAGGGGAAAGGCUUUGAAUAAGGGAAUAUACUGGGACCCGAAACAGGACACCGUCUUCCAUCUCAUUGACAAGCGUACAGGAGAGGUCACUCCCAUUAGGUACCACACCAAAGCGAUCUCCACCUUCCAUCAGAUCAAUGCCUUUGAGGAGGACGGCUUCCUCAUGGUGGAUAUGUGCUGCGCAGAUGGCGGCCAAGCCAUCAGCAACUACCUCAUUCAGAACUUACGCAAAUCAGGAGAGGCGCUGGAUGAAGUGUAUAAAACCACUGACAGAACCUUUCCUCGGAGGUUUGUUCUGCCUUUAAAUGUCACCAAUGAGACGCCUUUGGACCAGAACCUGAACACCCGGCCAUCCAGCAGCGCAACAUGUGUCAAAAUCAGUGCGGACAAGGUGUUCUGCCAACAUGAGGAUCUCCAUGGAGAUGACCUAUACCAGUACGGUGGCCUCGAGUUCCCUCAAAUCAACUACAGCAGAUUUAACACCAAACCAUAUCGUUAUUUCUAUGGCUGUGGCUUCAGACACAUGGUGGGAGACUCCCUGCUCAAGGUGGACCUAAAGGACAAGACACUUAAGGCCUGGAACCAGAAGGGCUUCUACCCAUCAGAGCCGGUUUUUGUGCCGUCGCCUGAUGCAGUAGAGGAGGACGAUGGAGUCAUCCUGUCUGUGGUUCUCACACCCUCACAGGAUAAAGGAACCUUUCUCCUUGUUCUGGAUGCGAGAACCUUUGAGGAGCUGGGUCGGGCCAACGUGCCUGUAAACAUGCCUUAUGGCUUCCAUGGUACCUUCUCUGUCUCUGCAUAAAUCAGUGCCUAUCAAUAUUAAAGGGAUUAAAGUUACUGAAUAUAAUGCAGUAGGUAAACAUCAAGAAUUAACCAAAGAUUUUUACGAUAUUCAUUCACUCUAUUAGUAGUAUCUUUUAGCAGCUCUGAUUGGGUUUAGAGUUACUUUAAAUAUUUAAUGCAGAUAUGAAAUCAGCCAUCAGCCGCAAACUGGAUUUAAUUUUUUUUUCUAAAUGAGUGUUGUUUUUUUUGUUUUUUUUAAGUGGACACUUUGUUCAAACCAGAAAAGCCCACAAAAGUGAAAUCUCCACAAAGUGCGAUUAUGGUUCUGCUCGAUUUACAUCAAUUCAAAUUAAUUAGCACCACGCCCAUUUCUAUUUCAUCCAAACGGCCAAUUUCCACCAAUCAUAGGCUGCAAGCAGCUAGUUAAACGUUGCUGCUUGUGUACAUUUUUUUUUACCUAUUGUGUAAAAAAUUAGGAAUUAAUGGUAAAUGUAGCUCACUGCUAACAUGGCUAAUGCUACAGCCCAUUAAACCAACUUAUACAGUAGUACCCAUUUAAAAUAUCUCCACUUUCCUUGCUGGGCUCUUGGCUGGCCCUUGUCUUGUCCCCUAAAAUUCUUUUUUAAACAUCAAUCUAUGUAGUAAAAUAUUGUUUCUGUCAUGAUUUGUGGACAUUAAGAUCUUAAGAGAACCGUCAUCUCCUGUUCAGACCCUGUAAUUCAGUGAAAGGGUGGAGUCAGAGUAAAAAAUAUGCACGCCCAGGAGUUUCAGGCAAGUGGGCUUCCAUUCGGCUGGCGUUUGACUGGGAAGGGCCAUUUUGAAUGCCUGCUUCUGUAUUCAAAUUCUUGUACAUAUGCUUGCAAGAAAAAAGGGGUACGAAAAAACAGCCUGAAGGAGCUCUAAUUGAUUUAGUUUCCUCUAAACAUGAUGGAACAACAAUUUAAAGACAGGAUUGUAGAAGUUAAAUGCUAAACUAUCUGGUACAUUGCCUGACAUGAUGCUGACCGUAAAUCCAUGAUGCAGAUCUUGUAGCAGCAGAACUCAGGAUCCUUCAAACCAGUAAUUUUUUUUUUUUUUUAUCUUUCAUUUUUUCACUUUAACUAUCUGGUGGAAAUUUUAGCUUCAGUUUCUGGUGAUUUUAACCUGCUUUGGUUCUCUGCUGCUGUUUCCCAUCUGAUAGAAGGGUUUAUAUGUGGAACAUUCAAAGAGGCUAAACCACUCUGACAUUUUCUUCUGACCUAUGACAUUAACAAUGCAUUUCCAUCCUCAUUACUGCAGCUCCUUUCUAUUGAGACACUCAGACAAAGCUGGGCUGCCACCGAAAAAAAAUGUCCUAUACUAAAAACUUUUUUCUUUUUCAUCUGAUCCUCGAUUUGAACCACCAGAGUGUUUCCUCUCCACGUCCACAGCCUUAAAUGUUUCUGCCAGGUAGCUGCUGUUUUUUCUUGUUUAUAACCAAACUGUAAACCUAACAAAUACGUGUAUUCUUAUUUUCAUAGAUCCGCCAUCGUUACUGACAGAAUGCUGAUAGCAUUGUAUACAUUGUUUUAAAGGCUUGUUUAUCAAUCUGUUAGAUGAAAUUACAAUUUUCUUUUCUUUUUUUUUUAAACACUACAGUAUUAUUAAACUUUUGUGCUUUAGUAUUAACUAAGCUGCCAAAGUCUAAGAUUUUUCAAGGAAAAAACCUGUUUACUGAUUUUUGUACUAAAUUCUAUAUUUUAUACCAAUAACGGUUCAAUAAAAU